AUAUUUAAUAUUAUAUUUUUCACUCGUCGUGUAUAUAUAUUACACACAGAGGUGAGAUCCCAUACAUGCAGAAUUUCAGAUCGCUAUAUACAAUUUAUUAUCUCUCUCCUCUGUUUCUCUCUCUAACUUUCAAUUAAUCGUUCACCGGAGAAACUAAACCCUAGAACUUUCAUGGCGCCGGCGUGCGGCGUUUCUGCACCGUCCGAUCGAGUUCCGGUGAUGAUUCCGGUACAACCGGCGGUGAUGCCGGAAGCCUACGCAAAGGACGCAAUCAUCUCGUGGUUCCGAGGCGAGUUUGCGGCAGCGAACGCGAUCAUUGACGCUCUGUGCGGCCAUCUGUCGCAAUUAGACGACGGAAAACGUGAUUACGAGUCGGUUUUCGCCGCCGUACACCGUCGCAGGCUGAACUGGAUCCCGAUUCUUCAGAUGCAGAAGUAUUUUUCGAUCGCUGACGUCACUCACGAGCUCCAGAAGGUGAUUCAGGAGAAGAGUCAGAAGACGAGACCUGGAGACGUUGAGAAAAGUCAGAAAAGUGAAGAUGUUGUUGUUGUUGAUUCUUCGCCGGUGAAGGAGAAAACGGUUGAAGUUUCGGUUGAGUGUAAUGGAAAUGAUGAUGUUCACGUUGUUGAUGUUGAUUUUGUUAGAGAUGAUUCUCCGAUCAGUGAGAUUACAGAUUCAGGAUCUCAAGAAGUUCAAUUAGUAGAAGAAAACAACGAUGUAUGCUCAAAUCAAGAAGAAUAUUGGGAGGCUAGGCGUGCUCAGAUCAAGAUGACAAAAGGGUUCGUAGCCAAGGAGUCUGUAAAAGGACAUAUGGUGAAUGUUGUAAGAGGUUUAAAGGUUUAUGAAGACAUACUUGAUGAUUCAGAGUUGUCUAACCUAUAUGAGUAUGUGAAUGAACUACGAGUCGCCGGUCAGAAUGGUGAACUCUCAGGUGAGACGUUUAUCAAGUACAACCAACAGUCGAAAGCAAUUAAGAGAGAACUCAUUCAAUUUGGAGCUCCUAUUUUUGGUCAAGUAAAAGAUGAUGCUAUAACUAAAUCCCAAGAUGGCCAAAUCGAGCCAAUCCCAGCUCCUCUUGAAGAUGUCAUUGACCAUCUGAUUCAGUUUCAUCUGAUUUCUGAAAACAGAAGACCAAACAGCUGCAUCAUAAGCUUUUUCGAUGAGGGGGAGUUUUCACAGCCUUUCCUGAAACCACCUCAUCUGGAACAACCAAUCUCCACUCUGCUUCUUUCUGAAUCAACAAUGGCGUUUGGGCGCACUUUAGUAUGCGAUAAUGAUGGAAACUACAAAGGACCACUCAUGCUUUCCCUAAAUAAAGGAUCACUUUUAGUUAUGAGAGGAAACAGCGCCGACAUGGCACGCCACGUCACUUGUCAAUCUCCAACUAAAAGAAUCAGUGUCACAUUCUUUAAAGUCCGGAUGGAUGACACCUGUGAAAACAAAGUCAUGACAGUCUGGCAACCGAAUGUACCCGCACCAAAUGGAACAGUUAAACUUAAACCCUCUGAUACAACGGGUGUGGUCCCUAAAUGGGGCACUCUUCGUGCACCACAAUUGCUUAUGUUAGCCCCGGUUCAGCCAAUGGUCAUGAGCCCAAGAAGGUUACCCCGUGGUGGCACUGGUGUCUUCUUACCAUGGACCGUUGGGUCAAGAAAGCCCACAAAGCAUCUACCUCCUCGAGCCCAACGGGGUCGUCUUCUUGUAGCAGAAGCACAUAGGGUCGAACCCACCUCUGAUUUGGGCAUCAGUGUUGCUUGAGAAGUCUAAGAUCUGAAACCAUUCACGUUUUACCACUCGGAAGCUAGAAAUUAGAGUCUGCGGUCAUAUGAUUAAUUACACUUGAUUUGGUUGUUUAGGUAUUAAUCUUUAUGUUAAUCAUCAUAGAAUUUUAUAGUUAGUUAAGUUUAAAGAAUGUGUGAUCAUAUAUUCAUAUCUGUAUUAGCAUCAAAGAAGUUUUCACUACGAAAUGUUUUCUAUAUUGUAAUCUA
Molecule: messenger RNA, 1988 nt
Organism: Helianthus annuus (common sunflower)
Lineage: Eukaryota; Viridiplantae; Streptophyta; Magnoliopsida; Asterales; Asteraceae
Product: RNA demethylase ALKBH10B
Exons: 7
Coding region: 172-1758 (528 amino acids)
Biological process (GO): mRNA catabolic process
Molecular function (GO): demethylase activity; mRNA binding
Source: RefSeq, a predicted model, not a curated record